AUGGCCAUGGAAUUUCAGAAUUUGCUACACUUUUGGGCUCUCUCCUCAUCACUCUUCCUCAUCCUAUUGAUCCAUGUUCAAGCUGCCCCUCCUCACUCUCUUGUCACACACCUCCCUGGCUUCAACUCCAAUUUUCCAUCCAACCACUAUUCCGGAUAUAUAAGUAUUGAUGGAGAUUAUGAGAGUGGGAAGAACCUGUUCUACUACAUGGUGAGUUCAGAAAGAAGUGCAGAGAAGGACCCAGUGGUGCUAUGGCUGAACGGUGGACCUGGGUGUUCCAGCUUCGAUGGAUUCGUUUAUGAGCAUGGACCAUUCAACUUUGAGGCUCCAAAAUCAAAAGGGGAUCUACCCACUUUGCAUAUCAAUCCUUAUAGCUGGUCCAAGGUUUCGAACAUCAUAUAUUUGGAUUCUCCUGCGGGUGUUGGACUCUCUUAUUCAACGAACAAAAGCAAAUAUGUAACUGGGGACCUACAAACUGCGUCUGAUACUCAUGUUUUCCUCUUAAAGUGGUUUGAGCAAUUUCCAGAAUUCCAGGCUAAUCCAUUUUAUAUUGCUGGAGAGUCUUACGCUGGAGUUUAUGUGCCUACUUUGGCUUUUGAAGUUGCCAAAGGAAUCCGGAGUGGUGCAAAGCCCGUGAUCAAUUUUAAGGGUUACAUGGUUGGAAAUGGUGUCACAGACAAUGUCUUUGACGGCAAUGCUCUUAUCCCAUUUGUGCACGGGAUGGGCCUCAUAUCCGACAGUAUCUAUGAGGUGUUCACAUCAAUUAUGAAAUUCAAUUACAAUUUGCAGGAUUUACAAGCUACGUGCAAAGGAAACUACUACGAUGCCUACUCUUUGGACGAAAAUGAUGUGUGUUACAAGACCAUUGAAAAAGUUGAUAGGGCCAUUGAUGGGCUUAACGUGUACAAUAUACUAGAGCCAUGCUACCAUUUCCCUGAUAAUAGCACAGGCAAAGAAAAUGGAAAGUUACCAGUGAGUUUCAAGCAAUUAGGAGUUACUGAGAAGCCUCUCCCAGUGAGGAAGAGAAUGUUUGGAAGAGCUUGGCCUUUUCGAGCACCAGUCAAAGCUGGUCUUGUUACAUUAUGGCCCCAAUUGGCAGAAACGAGGCAUGUCGCUUGUGUAAAUGAUGAAGUAGCAAGUUCAUGGCUAAACAAUGCUGCAGUGAGGAAAGCCAUUCAUGCUGAAUCGGAAAGUGUGGCGGGUGCAUGGGAACUAUGCACGGGUAGGAUAGAAUACCAUCACAAUGCUGGAAGCAUGAUUCCUUACCACAAGAACCUAACCAUGUUGGGUUAUCAGGCACUUAUUUUCAGUGGUGACCAUGACAUGUGUGUACCAUUCACUGGAAGUGAGGCUUGGACUCGAUCUCUGGGGUAUAAGAUUGUGGAUGAAUGGAGGCCAUGGAACUCAAAUGACCAAGUUUCUGGGUACUUACAAGCUUACGAGAACAAUCUCACCUUCCUAACAAUUAAGGGAGCUGGGCACACCGUGCCGGAAUAUAAGCCACGGGAAGCGUUGGAUUUUUUCAGCCGGUGGUUGGAAGGAAAGAAAAUAUAA
Molecule: messenger RNA, 1554 nt
Organism: Sphenostylis stenocarpa
Lineage: Eukaryota; Viridiplantae; Streptophyta; Magnoliopsida; Fabales; Fabaceae
Source: the annotation of a GenBank genome assembly